Eimeria mitis is the source of this 1455-nucleotide messenger RNA. RefSeq lists its product as uncharacterized. The record is from RefSeq and is a predicted model, not a curated record. Gene Ontology annotation, biological process: DNA integration. The transcript has 8 exons. Gene Ontology annotation, molecular function: nucleic acid binding. NCBI's taxonomy places the organism in Eukaryota, Apicomplexa, Conoidasida, Eucoccidiorida, Eimeriidae. Bases 1 to 1455 code for a protein of 484 amino acids.
AUGAUAGGGCGGCGUCUGCCGAUGAGGCAACAACGGAAAAAUGGAUCGGAGUCGCAACAGGCAGCGGAGUCGCAACAGGCAGCGGGAUCGGCUGGUGCGAACGAGUCGCAACAGCCAGCGAUAUCGGCUGGUGCGAACGAGUCGCAACUGGAAGCGGGAUCGGCUGAGGAUCGGAGUCGCAACAGGCAGCGGGAUCGGCUGGUGCGAAUGAGUCGCAACAGGCAGCGGGAUCGGCUGGUGCGAACGAGUCGCAACAGGCAGCGGGAUCGGCUGAUGCGAAUGAGUCGCAACAGGCAACGGGAUCGGUUGAGCCUCGAAAUCGAUCUCGCUAAAGCCAGCGGGCCUACUACAACCGUUACUCAUCCCUUCUCGACGUUGGAGCCAUAUCUCACUAUCACCUACCUCCAGGGAGCGAAGAAUAAGGUUGCAGACGCGCUGUCUCGACACCCUCGGCACGGUAGUGGGGAGCAUAACAGAGUAGAAAAUAUACUCGCUACAAUGGUUCAACAGCAAGAGACCCCGGGAGCACAGCCUCGUUAUUCGACUCGGCUUGUUACGGGAUCGGCGUCACAUCCUGACUUCCGAGCGAUGAUAGGGCGGCGUCUGCCAAUGAGGCAACAACGGAACAAUGGAUCGGAGUCGCAACAGGCAGCGGAGUCGCAACAGGCAGCGGGAUCGGCUGACAGAGACCCGCGGUUCCAGUCUCAGCUAUGGCAGCUUCUAUGUCAGAGAUUUCAGAUCAAGCGGGCUAUGUCUUCGUCUUACCAUCCGCAAACGGAUGGCCAGACCGAGCGACUCAACCGCACUUUAGAACAGAUGCUUAGAACAUACAUUCAGACCGACGAGAAAGACUGGGAGCGUUUGUUGCCGGCUCUGGAACUCGCUUAUAACACGACCUCACAUUCGUCGACUGAACUCAGCCCUUUCGAGGUUAUGAUAGGGCAAAACCCAGUGACGGCAGCAGACAUGGACAUUAUAGGAGACCUUGCACCCACGCUCACACCCCCAAUGACGAAGCUUAUACCUGAUCGGCCACGGGACCCAGAAAUGCAAUCCAAGGAGGCAGCAGUGGGGUGGCUGCCUCUCAAGGACAAAGACGGCCUUCCAACGGACAUUAUUAUAGGAGACCUUGCACCCACGCUCACACCCCCAAUGACGAAGCUUAUACCUGAUCGGCCGCGCGACCCACAAAUGCAAUCCAAGGAGGCAGCAGUGGGGUGGCUGCCUCUAAAGGACAAAGACGGCCUUCCAACGGACAUAUAUGAAGUGGAUUAUAUACUGAACCAACGAGGCUCCGGCAAGGACGUACAGUAUCUAGUUAAAUGGAGGGGAGCCCCUGAAGACCGGGCCACCUGGGAACCAGCGUCUAACCUAACCAAUUGCGCGGCACUACUUAGGGCCUGGCGUCGCUACUAUAAUAAAGUAAGGUCUCGGCAGGGGUCCAGCAACAGCUAG